Molecule: messenger RNA, 752 nt
Organism: Drosophila busckii
Lineage: Eukaryota; Metazoa; Arthropoda; Insecta; Diptera; Drosophilidae
Exons: 2
Coding region: 6-650 (214 amino acids)
Source: RefSeq, a predicted model, not a curated record
CGAAUAUGGAGCUGCCCAAGUUGUCGAUCCGUAAUAUGGAGAGUGAUUAUUCUUACGACAUUGACGAUAUUUAUCGCGCUGACACUCAGUACGGUGAAAAGAUUAUUGUAAUAUCUGACGAUUGGCAAAUAUAUCUGCCAAACAGAUUCAAUGCCAUGGGCGACGAUGAUAUAGACUUGAUUAAUAACAACUAUUUUUCGCUCUAUAAAAAUAUGCCAGAGUCCCAUUGGGGUGGUCUGGCUCCACUGGGCUUCGAAUAUGAUGGAAACUUUAAAGCAGCAAAGCAGCUAAGAAACUGGCUCAACUCCUUAAGCGAAAACUAUCAGCCCUCGGUUCCUAUACAGUUUAUGGAAUGUGAUUUUAUGUAUCAGAUUAAUAAGAUCUAUCCAGUGGCAAGUCUUUACUAUGCUGAGUGUCGUCUAGCAAAAAGCACAGACUGCUACGUACAUCUGCCCGAAGUCUUCAACUAUUUGAAUAAUGCUGAUAUACAUAAGCUAAGCAGCGGCAACUUUUCAAUAGUUAAAACUUAUGAAUAUUAUGGUGAGGAGCAAAUGAUCUUAAUAUAUCAUGGUAAAAAAAAUGACUAUAAUAUAUACUUGAACGAUUGUAAUGUGCACAAGCUUCGCAACAUAUUGAAAAAAUUUCGUUAAACUAACAGAAAAAAGCAAAAAGUGCAUUGAAAUGUUUUCAACAAAUUUUGUAUGCAAAACCAAAUGAAUAAACCAAAGCUAAGCACAGUAUUCUUCGCCUAA